Coregonus clupeaformis (lake whitefish) is the source of this 1598-nucleotide messenger RNA. It is a transcript of the gene bri3bp, whose product is annotated as bri3 binding protein. Gene Ontology annotation, cellular component: mitochondrion. NCBI's taxonomy places the organism in Eukaryota, Metazoa, Chordata, Actinopteri, Salmoniformes, Salmonidae. The transcript has 3 exons. Bases 156 to 860 code for a protein of 234 amino acids. The record is from RefSeq and is a predicted model, not a curated record.
UUUUUUCUUGCUGACUUCAUAGCGGUGUUUCUUCCGGGAUCACCAUCAUUACUCGGCUACGGCGGUUCCCUUACUGGCAGCUAAUUAUUAACCUGUAUUUAAACUGACCUGAUUUAAUACAAUUCUCGACUGGACUACUGUUGCCCGUCCGAAAUAUGAAGGGAAUGAAACUGCACCUCAUUUUGUUGCUGCUCUUCGCAUCUUUGUUUUGUGCAGAGACGGCCAGAAGCCGGAAAGAUUCCACCAACCAGAAUAGUUUCAGAAGGGCGGCUAACGGAUUCUACCAAAUGUUAAGCAAUAUUUUUGGAGAGGACAACAUCAGAGGUCUUUACAAGUUCUUCUCCAAGACGACAGAACGCUUUGUCCAUGGUGUCGACUCUUUCCUGGACACUAUUUGGAAGAUAUGGACAGAUCUGUUGGAUGUUAUGGGCAUUGAUGCCUCCAACCUGAGUCACUACUUCAGCCCAACAUCUUUGACCAACUCCCCGGCUCGUGCCCUGCUCCUAGUGGCCGCUGUGUUGGUGGCUUACUGGUUCCUCUCGCUGUUUCUGGGGGGAUUCUUCUACCUGCUGCACGUCGUAUUUGGCCGUUUCUUCUGGCUGGUCCGAGUUACACUCUUUGCCCUCUCUUGCCUGUACAUCUUGCAGAAGUUUGAGGGGGACCCCGAGCGUGCUGUGCUCCCUCUCUGCUUCGUAAUGGCUGUGUACUUCAUGACGGGGCCCGUGGGGGCGUACUGGCGCAAAGGUGGCGGUACCGCCUCUCUGGAGGAGAAGAUCAACCACCUGGACACCCAGAUCCGCUUGCUCAACAUCCGGCUGAGCAGGGUCAUCGACAGCCUGGAGCGCGUCGGGGAGAAGUAGAGCUGGCCCCACGAACCCACCUCUGACAACGCCUGUAUUCAUAGGGUGGCUGGGGGUUUGGGUGUAUAAGGGUUUGGGCAGGAAGAUCUAUGCAGAUCGAGGCUUUCUGUUACGAGAAAGAGCUGUUUUUUUUUUAAUUUAUUUUUUUAUUUUUUUAUUUUUUAAAUCCUGUCUUGUUGAUAUUUUGUUAUAUCGUGUAACAAGUGCUGAUGGUUGCUCUUUUUGGAAAUUGUGGUCAAUGGAAAAAAUGGGAUGGAUGUUUGUUUUGGGGACGUGAUGGUGUCAAAGUGGGACCAGACACAAUUGUAAGUAUUUAUAUCCCAGUAAGCUCACUAGUUAGUAGACCAAUGGCAGAUUUAUUUAUUGCAUUUUCUGUCCUGACCCUGAGAUGUAUAGUCAAAAAUAAUGUCACCAUUCCAUUGUAGCAGUAGUUAAUUCCUAGCGUAUUUCAGGACCUCUUUUUCUAUAUAAUGGACAUACUGUGUGUGUGUGUGUGUGUGCGCGCGCAAGCGUGUGUGGGUGUUUUUACGCAUGUAAAUCAACGGAAAAGCACUGGAAAAAGUUACGACUGGAGAAACCUGGGCUGGCAUGAAAAUCUCAGGGAGAAAUUUAAAAAAAAGAAUACCAAGAAAAAUAAUGUAAAUAUACCCCACAUCAAUAUCAUCUUAACCCUUUACACUCUUGGGAAUUGGCCUAUAUGGAUAGGGCUAAAUUGAAAUGUUUCUAACAGAAGAAAUA